GUACAGGAGGAAGAAGGGGUUACUCACUGCCUUGCUGCAGUGCUUACGAAACUCUUUGCCAGCUUCCGCACUCUUUCGGCGCACACAAGAGCACGCGUUUGCCCGCCUGCACGGCGCGGCGCUGUGCUGCAGGCGGGGUUUACAAUCAAUGCAACUUCUCUUGCGGCUGGAGGCAGCAGUUGGGAGCUGAACCAUUAAAGUACCACACGAGGAGAGAAAGCAAGUUAAGGUUGUCAGAAUAUUAAUCUGGCCAGUUACCCAUAUUAUGUCCGCACUUCGAAGAAAAUUUGGUGACGAUUACCAGGUAGUGACCACCUUGUCCAGUAGUUCUGGGUUCAACCAGCCACCCAAGAAAAAGAGGCAAAGGUUUGUGGACAAGAACGGGCGUUGCAACGUACAGCAUGGGAACCUGAGUGGCGAAACGAGCCGUUAUCUUUCGGAUUUAUUUACUACAUUAGUUGAUUUGAAAUGGCGCUGGAAUUUGUUUAUUUUUAUUCUCACAUACACUGUGGCUUGGCUUUUUAUGGCGUCGAUGUGGUGGCUAAUCGCUUAUAUCCGCGGCGAUCUCAAUAAAGCUCACGAUGACAACUACACCCCUUGUGUUGCCAACGUCUACAACUUUCCUUCUGCCUUCUUAUUCUUUAUUGAGACGGAGGCCACCAUCGGGUACGGAUACAGGUACAUCACUGACAAGUGUCCAGAAGGCAUCAUUCUCUUUCUCCUACAGUCCAUUCUGGGCUCCAUCGUGGAUGCAUUCUUAAUCGGCUGCAUGUUUAUCAAAAUGUCUCAGCCCAAGAAGCGAGCAGAGACGCUAAUGUUCAGUGAACAUGCGGUAAUUUCCAUGAGAGAUGGCAAACUGACUCUGAUGUUUAGAGUAGGAAACCUCCGCAAUAGCCAUAUGGUGUCCGCACAGAUACGCUGCAAAUUGCUCAAAUCUCGGCAGACGCCCGAGGGUGAAUUCUUGCCCCUCGAUCAACUAGAACUGGACGUGGGAUUUAGCACAGGGGCAGAUCAGCUUUUCCUCGUCUCCCCACUCACUAUCUGCCAUGUGAUUGAUUCCAAGAGCCCUUUCUACGACCUCUCUCAGCGAUCAAUGCAAACGGAACAAUUCGAGAUAGUUGUUAUCCUUGAGGGAAUCGUCGAAACAACUGGCAUGACAUGCCAAGCUAGAACAUCAUAUACAGAGGAUGAAGUUCUUUGGGGUAACCGAUUUUUCCCAGUUAUUUCUCUAGAAGAAGGAUUCUUUAAAGUAGACUACUCACAAUUUCAUGCAACAUUUGAAAUUCCCACACCACCAUAUAGUGUAAAAGAACAAGAGGAAAUGCUAUUUAUGUCCUCUCCUGUGAUGGCCCCAGCUAUUAACAACAGCAGAGGCACUUUACCAGAAAGAAAUGAUUCUGUGGACUGCUUCGAUAGUAUGGAUGAUCUAUGUACCAGGAUACCACUGAAACUACAGAAGAUCACAGGGAGAGAAGACCUACCAAAAAAAUUACUAAGAAUGAGUUCUACCACCUCAGAAAAAGCAUACAGCAUGAGCGAUCUGCCAAUGAAGCUCCAACGAAUCAGCUCGGUUCCUGGGAAUUCUGAGGAAAAACUGGUGCCAAAGACCAGUAAGGUGACCUGUGACCCAAUAAGCCAGCCUGUGACUGACCUGCCACCAAAGCUACAGAGAUUAGCUGGUGGUUCAAGGAUAGAUGGAAACCUUCCACCCAAACUGAGGAAAAUGAAUUCUGAACGUUUUACGUAACUUCAGGAAUCUUUUGAUGGACUCUAAAAUCUAAUUUUUGAUCAAAGACAAUACUGUAAUUUUCAAAGUUUAAUGGGACAAGUAUAACUGCAUUUAUUUACAAAACAGGGCAAAGUAUCAUUAGCACUACAUGUAUUAUGAGAUGUUCAUUUAACAGCUGGAGUGAAAUGUAUGUUUAUUGCUUUGAUACAAGACCUCAGCCAUUUUAAACUCAUUGUAAUAUUAGCAUCAACUAGCAUGUAGUAUCACAAAUAGCAUGCAAUAAUAAUGUGCAACUUUUGCAUAUAGUUUUAUGGCAUGAUUCAUAAUAAAUUUAUAUUUAUUCAGUAGUAGCAAAAUGUAUAAAAAUGAGGCAUUGCAAUGUCUCAAAAUAUAUUACAGAAUAGGAUCUUAAAGUUCAGCAAGGUGUAUUUCUAAGUGAGAGUGGAUAUCUUUUGAAGAUUGAUUUCAUGCUUUAAAUUCAGAUUAUCUUAAAUACAUAUAUCAAAUUGUAAUAUGUUCUCUUUAAACUAGUCCUUUGAAUGCAUGUUUUGCUUACAACAUUAGAGAAGGCUACAGGCAAUACAGAGCGUUAGAAGGCUCUUGACAAAGUUUCAGCCUUAAAUAAUCUGGUAUCUUCCUGUUUUGUGUUUUAUUAGCCUCACUUUUUUUUUGCUUUGUUUUGAAAUAUUGCUUUUUUGGAGUGUAUGUAAACAAAGGUGGUGGUGCUGGCAGAAGUGAGAAAGAAGGAAAUGGAAAUGUUAAAUUAUGGUAACAAGACUGCACAGCAGGUCUGUGUUUCAUCAUCUCAAAUGACACUAUUUUACUUCAGCCUGCGUCAUACUCUGAAAUGUAUAAAGUCAAAUAUGUUACCAAACUAGGAGCAUCUUCAGGCAUGCUGACUUUGUGUAUAAACAUAAGUUUAUUCGAACUACUAAGGGAAUAUAGGAUACUUGUAUUUAUUCCUAUUGCAGCCUCAGUUUUUAGCUGAAAACUAUAUUAAACUUUUCAACUGUUUAUGCUGUUUCAUUUCAAAGACUACAGUGUUUUUUGUUAACAAUCUGAUGAUAGUUUUUGCACCAGACCUUUGUUAAAAUAUGUUUUAAAAUCUUUAGCAGCUAUUAAACCUAAUUUCAACAAUACUAAUGUAUAUGAAUGCUGUCGUCCAAGCAUUGUCUUAUUAUUUUUAUCCAGAAAAGGAAAGACUCUUGCUAUAAGA
Molecule: messenger RNA, 2945 nt
Organism: Pristis pectinata (smalltooth sawfish)
Lineage: Eukaryota; Metazoa; Chordata; Chondrichthyes; Rhinopristiformes; Pristidae
Gene: kcnj3a
Product: potassium inwardly rectifying channel subfamily J member 3a
Exons: 4
Coding region: 266-1747 (493 amino acids)
Biological process (GO): potassium ion import across plasma membrane; regulation of monoatomic ion transmembrane transport
Cellular component (GO): plasma membrane
Molecular function (GO): G-protein activated inward rectifier potassium channel activity
Source: RefSeq, a predicted model, not a curated record